UCAUCUUCAUUCCUGUGCAACACAAACAGUCACUGCUGCAGAAAUAUAGAAAGAAAACAAAACACUCAGUGACUGGAUCUGCCUGCCAGUUUCCUUCCCAAGUCUCACUGUCUCUCAGGCUACCUACUUGCAACACUUCCUCUUCUCUCUGUCAGAAGCCUCCUCCAUGCAGUCUCCAGGUGUUUCUUUGUGUCAAUGUGGAGGCUUCUUCUGUUGCUGAAGGCCAAACAGAGGAGAUCAUGAACAACUGAAGGGGAGAAGAUCAAAGAUGUUCAAGGCAGCACGAUGGAGGAGCGAGAAGAACAAGAUCAAGGUUGUGUUCAGGUUGCAAUUCCAAGCAACACAGGUGCCGGUGUUGGGAUCGGAGACAGUGAUGGUGAGCUUGGUUCCUCUGGAUGUAGGAAAGCCCACCGUAAGAUCAGAAAAGGUUGCGGUGAUGGAUGGAACCUGCAACUGGCUGAACCCAAUCUACGAAACAGUGAGCCUGGCGUGCGAUCCCAAGAGUGGAAAGAUUAAUGAGAAGCUCUACCAGUUUCUUGUUUCUGCACAGGGAUCAAGCAAGCCCGGACUUCUUGGUGAAGUCACUGUUAACCUGGCAGAUUACUUUGAGGUGUUCAAAGCAUCAUCUGUUGCGCUCCCUCUCAAGGCAGGAGCCAUCUUGAAUGUUACCAUACAGAGAAUGAAAGGUGAAGUUGCAGGCAGGGGAGCAGAAGAAGAUGGAGAUGGAACAGCAAGGCAACAAUGCAGAACAUUACAGAGCCAGAUAAGUAAGUGUGACAAUAAAAAAGGUCUCAAAGCACUGAUCGGAAGGAAUGAUAUGAAUUCGGUGAAGGUUGGGUCAUAUGUCAACAGAGAGCCGAGAAUAGACUUUCCUUCAAGCAGAAGCCUCCCCAAUUGUGCUGAUUCCAAUGGCAAGCUCCAAAAGUCUCAGAGCUCUGGUGCUUUAUCUGGAGCCACUUCUGGUAGUAGCUCAGAGAUACACAAGACAAGGGAGAACAGAGUCAACAAUGGCAGCUUCCUCUCACCUCUUAGAGACGUUUUAAGAGAGAGACUACAAUUCUCAGAUGAUGAUGUUGUUUUGACGAGAAAGGUGGAAGAAUCCGGGCUGGAGUUGCAGACUCUGCGAAAGCAAAUCGUCAAGGAAAGCAGGCAACGGCAAGAUCUUUCGAGGGAGAUAAGUAGCAUGAAGGAGGAGAGAGAUGCUCUACGAAGAGAGUGUGAAGAGCUUAAGUCUUCACAGAAGAGAAAUGCUGUUGAUGAGAAAGAUUUAGCUGAAUCACAGCUGGAAGAGGUCAAACAAGAGUUAGAUCACGAGAGAAAUCUGAACUCAAGUCUCCGCUUGCAACUGCAGAAGACGCGGGAAGCUAAUUCCGAACUGUUACUUGCUGUCAGAGAUCUUGAUGACCUGUUGGAGAAGAAGAACAGGGAGACACCCUGCUGCAUGAAGGAUGAGAAAGACCUAGAAAUGCAACUGGAACAGCUUGCUUCGGACUACGAGAUCUUGAAACAGGAAAACCAUGACAUCUCUUCGAAGCUGGAGCAGCAUGAGCAGCUCAGGAUUCACCAUGAGUGUUCGGAGCAUUCAGCAAUCAUCCAUGACCUCGAAGCCCAUGUCGAAAGCUUAGAGAAAGAACUGCAGACACAGACGCAGGCUAAAGUUGAGCAGGAGAAGAAGGCCAUACGAGCAGAGGAAACACUGAGGAAAGCGAAGUGGAAAUUUGCUUCCACCAUCGAACGGCUUCACGAGCAACUUAAGCGGCUGUCUUCACAAGCUUCAUCCGCAUUCUACGGAAACGAGAAAGCAGUCAAGCAUGCGCUGAAGGAAGCCAGUGAGCUGCGUUCACAGAACAGCUACCUGGAAGAGCUUCUGAAGAAAACCAUGGAGGAUCUGGCAUCAGUGCAAGGCCAAUGCCGUGUGAAUCUUCAACAGCUACUGAGCCUUGUAGACUUCAAAUCGAAAGAAGCAGAUAAGCUGCAAUUGGAGCUGAAAGAUCGGAAUGAAGAGCUCGAAAGGUAUAAGAGAAUGCGGUCACAAAAAACACAGAUCGAAAAGCUCGAAACCGAGAAAUUUCUUGCCUCCGAAGAGAGAGAAAAAUUGGUGUAUACCGCAAAGGAGAUGAUGCUUCAUGAUAGAAAUCUGGAAGGUGAACUCCUCGAGAAAGAGAUACUGCCAAUGAGGCAGGAAAACAGUGGCCUAAGGAAUGUGAGGGGUGGAGAAGAGGCUGUGAUCAGACUGCUGAACUCUGAGGAAGACAAACAUUGCCAUGAGAGCUCCAGGUGUGCCAAUUCCAACAAAUGCCAAAGUGAUGUUGAUUGCCUGCAACAAUCAAGGAUGGAAGUUAAAGCACAGAUUAACAAUACAAACCCCAAAGAUCAAGAACAAGCCACAAGAUUCUCAAGAACUAAUUCAGAAGAAAAGGAACACAUUGUUUCCUGUGCAUUUGAUGAUCAUAAGGUUUCUGAAAUAAUCAGUGAGUUGGCUGUUCUAAGGAAGCAGAAUGAGUCAACAGAAGCUGAUCUGAAGGAAAUGCAAGAAAGGUAUUCUGAGAUAAGCCUAAAGUUUGCAGAAGUUGAAGGUGAAAGACAACAGCUCAUGAUGACAAUCAGGACUCUCAAAAAUGCCUCGAAAAAUUAGUGGUCUUUCUUCCUUUAAUCUUCCAUUAAUCUUUUGUAUAGGCAAGAAUCUGGAUGCAUCAGGGAGCAGAUCCAGAAUUGCAAGGUGUAAA
Molecule: messenger RNA, 2726 nt
Organism: Musa acuminata subsp. malaccensis (wild Malaysian banana)
Lineage: Eukaryota; Viridiplantae; Streptophyta; Magnoliopsida; Zingiberales; Musaceae
Source: RefSeq, a predicted model, not a curated record